This is a messenger RNA of Motacilla alba alba, 3791 nucleotides long. It is a transcript of the gene CNOT7, whose product is annotated as CCR4-NOT transcription complex subunit 7. Lineage: Eukaryota; Metazoa; Chordata; Aves; Passeriformes; Motacillidae. The record is from RefSeq and is a predicted model, not a curated record. The coding region runs from base 226 to 1179 and encodes 317 amino acids. The transcript has 6 exons. Gene Ontology annotation, cellular component: P-body; CCR4-NOT core complex; CCR4-NOT complex. Gene Ontology annotation, molecular function: poly(A)-specific ribonuclease activity; nucleic acid binding.
AGGCGGCGUUCCGAGGCGCGGGGCAGGGGCGCCUGGGGAGCCGGGUGUCUACGGUAUCUGUGUCACUAGCGCGCCUUGCCGCCCUGGUGCAGGACACAGUCGCUAGCGAAACUGUAGAGGUUCAGUUUCUGAUGGCUAAAAAAAAUAAACAGUUGAAGUCCUCUUUAUGAAACCAAUCCUCGGUCAAGCGUAACUUUUGAUGUAUGGUCUCUAAAGCCCCCCACUAUGCCAGCAGCUACCGUAGAUCAUAGCCAAAGAAUCUGUGAAGUUUGGGCUUGUAACUUGGAUGAAGAGAUGAAGAAAAUUCGUCAGGUUAUACGGAAGUAUAACUAUGUAGCUAUGGACACGGAAUUUCCAGGAGUAGUUGCAAGGCCUAUUGGAGAAUUCAGAAGCAACGCAGACUAUCAGUACCAACUCUUACGCUGCAAUGUCGACUUGCUAAAAAUAAUUCAACUAGGACUGACGUUUAUGAAUGAGCAAGGAGAAUACCCUCCAGGAACUUCAACUUGGCAAUUUAAUUUUAAAUUUAACUUAACAGAAGAUAUGUAUGCUCAGGACUCUAUUGAACUGUUGACAACAUCUGGUAUCCAGUUUAAAAAGCACGAAGAAGAAGGAAUUGAGACACAGUACUUUGCAGAACUGCUCAUGACAUCUGGAGUUGUAUUGUGUGAAGGAGUCAAGUGGCUUUCCUUUCAUAGUGGAUAUGACUUUGGCUAUCUAAUCAAGAUCCUGACAAACUCCAAUUUACCUGAGGAAGAGCUGGACUUCUUUGAGAUACUGCGAUUGUUUUUCCCUGUCAUCUAUGAUGUAAAAUAUCUUAUGAAGAGUUGCAAAAAUCUGAAGCAGAGUGCAGGCCACAGUUUGCCUUCACCUGGAGGAACAUCCAGUACACCUGGGACUGAUUGCCCCAAGAGUGGGAACAAAGCCCUCAUCAUUUGCCGUGGACUGAUCCAGACUGCAGUAGAAAAGGGCGUGGCUCCAGAAGACUUGCAGUACAUAGAUGGCAUCGUUGUAUGGGGGAACAUGGCAGAGGAGGUUUUUGAGAAAGGGAAGAGAAUAAUCCAGAUUGACCUGAGGGCUGGUUUUGCCAUAAAGCAAAGUCAGGUCAAGGAAUCUACCCAGGAUAUUCAGAUUUUCAGGAGGAAAAUGGCAAGAUGGAUUUUGUUAGAUUCCAGUUGAUGUGGUCAACAACAUAGCAGCUAGAUCCCCACCAACCAGCAAGAAAGGAACACAGGCUUUCCUAGGUGCUGUGGGUUUUUGGAGGAUGCGCAUCUCAGAUUACAAUCAAAUUAUAAGUCCUCUACACCAAGUGACCCAGGAAAAGAAUGUUUUCAAGUGGGGUUCUGAACAACAACAAGCUUUUGAACAAAUCAAAUGGGAGAUUGUUCAUCCAGUAGCCCUUGGGCCAGUCUGGUGGCCAGGUGUGAAGUGUGUGCUCUUCGUGGCUGCUAGGGAGAAUGGCCUUCCUGUAGCCUCUGUCAGAAGAGACCUGUAGAGACUUGAGGUUGACCUCUGGGUUCUGGAGCUGGGGGUGCAAAGGAUCUGAGGCCUGCUUUGUCCCAGUUGAAGAGAAGAUCCUGGUAUUUUUAGAGGGGUUUGAGCUGCUGCAGAAGUGAUUGGCACCCAAGCACGGAUCCUUUUGGCACCCCAACUACCAGUGCUGGUCUGGGUGUUUGAAGGAAAAUCCCUUCCACACAUCAUGCCCCUGAUGUCAUGUGGAGUAAGUGGACUGUGCUGAUUUCAAAAAUAGCCUCAUAAACCUGGGCCAGAGAGCACGGUAUGAAGUGGGUGUAUCAUAUUCCCUAUCAUGCACCAGCCUCUGGGAAAAUUAGAUGGUACAAUGGACUGUUAAAAACAUGGAAAGGAAUUGGUGGUGGAACUUUCUAACAGUGGGUUCUCCAUUAAGCAGAGGCCAUCUGCUUAGUUAACACCUGAGGUUCUACCAAUAGAGCUGGCCUUGCCCAAUCAAAACCUUCACUUACCACAGAAGGGGAUAAAUCGCAGUUGUGCACAUGAGCAACAUGUUAGGGAAGACAGUUUGGAUUAGUCCUGCCUCAAGCAAAGGCUAACCCAUCUGUGAGAUUGUUUUUACUCAAGAGCCUGGGUACACAUUCCCCACAGAGGGGUAGGGAAAUAUGAUGAUGUGUACUUCAAGGGGAUUUGAUUUUUGGGUAAGAACAGUUUGUAAUGUUGGAUUGUAUAAUACUGGUUGCUGAAUGCCAGUGCCUCUGGAUGCCAUAACUGCUGUGGCCAACGAGUAUGGAGUGGUCCACAUAUGCCACUUGUGAUCUCCUGAUGCAGCCUGCAACGAGCUGACAGCACACCAGCCUUCCUUCCCUGGAAGACAUCUAGGAUAAAUAAAACCCACAGUAAUGGACUAAAUUAACAGACAUCUCAGAGGGAAGGCUAUUGAUUGUAGAAUUUAUACCUGUACUUGUGUGUGUGAAUAAUGUAUAUUGUUGGAUGUUACAAGAUUUGGAUGUGACAUGGAUAGUAUAGAAUAAGAACUGGAUAAUGUCCUGGUUCCAGCCAGAACAGAGUGAAUUUUUGCAGUAGCCAGGAUGAGUUCUGGAGUUGAUUAACAUGGAGGUUAUUCUGUGACACCUCACAUAAUUUUCUGGGCAUGGGGGAAGGGCUCAUUUCUGGGUCAGGGCAGUGUGGUGGAGGCAGUGAUCAGGUAUUGGUAGGUAUUUUUCUGCUGCUCAAGACAACCUAGUACUGCUGUUGCUAGUUUUAGUCUUUCUUGUUAGUUUGUAGGUGUUAUUUGGGAAUGUUAUUAUUGAAGCUUUCAUCUUUUUAAACAAAAACCAGGACCCAAACAUGUUGCCAUAAGAUUCACAGGAAUUUUCAUAAUGUUUGAUCUGAUUUUCAGCUGGGACUCCUUUGUAGCUCUCUGAGUUUUAAUUUUGACUGUUAUGCUUUUGCCUCUUAUUGCUUCACUUCCUGUAUGUGAAACAGGUUAAGAGUGCAUGGGAAGGUGAACUCUAGCAUUCUUUAUUUAAAAGCCUUGUUUCUGUGCAACAUUUUUGCCUUUCAAUGCUUAUGGCAGCACUAAAGGUUCUGUCUUUUUUUUUUUUUCUUUUUAAUCUUUCUAGAUCUUUAGGAAUGUGCAUGUGCCUUAGUCUUGCCAGUAGCUUUAUAGCUUACUGAAUUAAAAAAAGUCUUUGCACAAUCAUGUGCUCGCAGCAUUAAAAGAUUGCAGUUACAGUAUUACAAGUUUGUCCUUCAGCUGAUCAGUGUUUUCUGUGUAAAACCAAACCAAAUUUUGACAGCUUUGCUCUCACACAUAGAAGCUAUUACUGUUUUGGAGAGGACACUGAAAUGAUGUUUUAGUCACUUUGCAGUUAAGGGGAUAAUUUUUCACAUAAGCUUAUUGAAAAGAAAAUUUCCUUCAAAACUGGAGAAGUUUUAGAGAAGAGAGAUUUGCAGCUUUUGUGUGUUCUCUACAGCCUUGUAGUCUGUCCUUUUAAACCAUUGUAUCAACAGUAAUUUUAAAGGAAUUGUUAAAUAAUGACAUCUGGUUAGUGGAGAAGCUGGAACAUAAGGAGUACUAGUUUUGUUGGUUGCAGAUAGUACUUCAUUUAGUCAAUACUGACAGAGAAUAUUAAUACUGUUUGAUAUGGAAACUUUGAUUCUUCUGUUAUGCAUUUAUCUAGUAUAAUGACUGUUUCAGCUACUGUGCAGAUACUAAAAUAUGCCUGAGGUUGUAUGGCCUGUGUAACAGAUUUUCCCAAAUAUAACUGCUCCAUGUUCUAAUUUAACUUUUCAGCAUUUAACAAAAACGUUUUAUU